Archocentrus centrarchus (flier cichlid) is the source of this 1220-nucleotide messenger RNA. RefSeq names its product cerebellin 12 (gene cbln12). Gene Ontology annotation, molecular function: protein binding. The record is from RefSeq and is a predicted model, not a curated record. Lineage: Eukaryota; Metazoa; Chordata; Actinopteri; Cichliformes; Cichlidae. Gene Ontology annotation, cellular component: synaptic cleft; glutamatergic synapse. Gene Ontology annotation, biological process: maintenance of synapse structure. Bases 500 to 1099 code for a protein of 199 amino acids. The transcript is spliced from 4 exons.
GUCCCUGUCUUGGUUGCGAUCAGCCAUGCUGUGAAUUCAUGUGAUAGAGGAGCCGGAGAACAAGGAUAUUUCCGUCCUUCAGAUAUGGAAUACGCAAUUGUUCCAAAGGGAACAGCUACGUCUCUGCUUCUUUUUUUGCUGAAGAAAUCAACUUGAAAAUAUCAAGAAAAUUUUUAUUUAUUUAUUUUUUUUGUGAUCGUCAUUCUGGACCCUUGUUGACACAGCACGUAGGACACUGAAGAGGUUUGGGAUUUGUGGGGGCAAAAAGGAAACUAGAAAGAAGGUGGCUGAUUGACAGCUAUGACCAAUAAACCAAUGUGAGUUAGAACUGCCUGGAAGAUACACUUAAAAACAGGUUUUCUCUCUCCUUCUGUUCUGAUCCAGCAAACUCCGAGAGUGCUUCUUUAGCUGUAGCAUGUUUAUUUAUUCUGCAAACUGUCCAGAGUGACACUUCUCCACAGCAAUUAGAGAUAUUUGACUAAAAAUCCCAGGCUCAGUCAUGCCCCUCAGGUCAGUCCACUCUGACAUCCUGGUCCUCCUGGGUGUGCUCGUGUUGUGGGGACCUGUGGGAUCCAGGGGCCAGAAUGACACAGAGCCCAUCAUCCUUGAGGGCAAAUGUUUGGUAGUGUGUGACUCCACUCCUUCGUCCGAGCCCGCCGGUAACGCCCUGGGCAUGUCGGUGCGCUCCGGCUCCGGCCGGGUGGCCUUCUCCGCCAGUCGCCAGACCAACCACGAACCGACGGACAUGAGCAACCGCACCAUGAUCAUCUACUUUGAUAAUAUUUUGGUUAAUGUGGGCACUCAUUUUGACCAAGAAAGUAGUGUGUUCCUGGCACCAAGGAGAGGGGUGUAUAGCUUCAACUUCCAUGUGGUGAAGGCCUACAAUAGACAAACUAUUCAGGUCAGCCUGAUGGUCAACGGCUGGCCGAUGAUUUCUGCUUUCGCUGGGGACCAGGACGUGACCAGAGAAGCUGCCACCAAUGCCGGCCUGGUGAUUAUGGAGAAGGGCGACAAGGCCUACCUCAGACUGGAGAGAGGCAAUCUGAUGGGAGGCUGGAAGUACUCCACAUUCUCUGGCUUCCUGGUUUUCCCCUUGUGAGAAAGACGGAAGGUUGAAGCGCUGCAAGGAUGACAAGAGGAGAAUUGGAUAGCAGAGAAGUGAGAAUGAUUGAGGAAAAAAAUAGGAAGGAGGUGGUAGGAGAAAAGAGAGGCUUCAAUCU